AAUGUGUGUCUAAUGUUGUUGGCUUUUAACAUGGCAAAUCACUUACAACGUGGGCACUGAAGUCAAGUUUUUGUCAGUUUAAACAGUUUUACAGAAUGUCUGAAUUAAUUCAGACUCAGUUUGAGUCCAGUGAAGAUGAACUGCCCGAGGAGGUCGCCUUUGAUGAAUCCAAAAGUGCUGCGUUGAAAAGCGUCAAGGAUGCGCUGGAGUCAGAUAAAAGAGAAAAACUCCUAUUGAAGGAGAAACGAAGGAAAAGACAGCAGCUUUUCCAAGAGCAAAAGAGAAAAAAGUGUCUUCCUGAAGAUGUUCUGGAAGAAUUUGAUACAUUACCUCAAAAACAGUCUAAAGCAUCUGACAACAACAAAGAUGACGAAGAGACAGUUAAUGAGAGUGAGGCCGAGGCCAUCUCCAAAAGUUUACAGGACAGCUACAGUGUGAUGAGGCUGAAGGACAACUCAUCUGCCAGAUCACUGCAGCAACAUGCCUCAGACUUCAUUCAAUCUCGCCUUUAUGGACCAGGAACCCAAAGAACAACUAAUUCUGAGAUUCUAUCCCUUAAUCGAAAAAGAGGUUUAAAUCAAGGUGCAGCUGUGGAGUUUGUAAAUAACAAAUUAGGUGCUGACCUUAAAGAAAAGGCAGAGAAGUCCAACAAAAGAUUUAGACACAAACAGAAACUGGGUCCUUCCUGAGACCUGAAACAGGAGAAAGAGUUAAUGGAUUGUACACGGUU
Molecule: messenger RNA, 730 nt
Organism: Triplophysa rosa
Lineage: Eukaryota; Metazoa; Chordata; Actinopteri; Cypriniformes; Nemacheilidae
Gene: nol7
Product: nucleolar protein 7
Exons: 8
Coding region: 96-689 (197 amino acids)
Cellular component (GO): nucleus
Molecular function (GO): RNA binding
Source: RefSeq, a predicted model, not a curated record